CUUAUCCUCUCCUCCACGGCUCCACGUCUAUUCUCCGAGCGGCGUUGGCGCCUUGGAACAUCGUCAACACUAGUUGAAAAUGGAAGUGGAAGGAUCCUAGUAAUUGCUGAUUGCUGUCGCCUUAAUUUCAAAUUGUUGACGCGCAUAUGCAUAUUAUUUAUUCAUUCCAUGAGGAGAGGGGCAGCAUGUGCCGUGUGGUCGCCGGCCGUGAGCAGUCUCAUACUCUCAGUUAGUACUCUAUCAGUGCAGCAGCUAAGCCUCAGCCUCAGCCUCAGCUAGCUCGCCCGACGCCCGGCCCCUCCUCUGACCUCUCUCUGCGGCCGGCGCCGCUCAUGGAGUACGGCAUCACGCCGGCCGGGGGGUUUCGGUGGAGAAGCUACCGCGACUUGAUCCGGGACGUGUUCAUCGCCGGCGACAUGUACUGCGGGCCGGCGAAGCUGUUGUUCCCGCAGAUCACUGGUAGUGCCGGCGAGGAUCAAGCGAGGUGCGGCUGGUCGAGCGCGAGCUCCGUGGCUUCUAGCCCCGUGGUGUCGUCUUCUUACAUGUCAUCCUCUGGAUCCCCUGCUUGGUCCUCGGCGUCGUCUUCUCCCGUCCACAAGCUCCGCGUCAUCGCUCAACAGAUGGUCGGCGACGGCUACAUACAGGAACUCAUCCGGGCGUUCGGCCGCCGCCGCCCCGACGAGCUCAUCUUCCAGAGGUGGUUCUCGCAGCUGGACGUGGACUUUGUCCUGGUCCUCCACACCGACGGCAUGGUGCGAGCUGACAGCUUCUCCGUGGAAGACCUGAUGGCCUUGAUAAAGCGGUGGAUCCGAGCUCUCCUGACCAUGGUGCAGGUCCUCAAUAUCACGCUGCUCGAGCUCCCACUCCCGGUCGCCGGAAGUACGGAACGGAUGGCGGCGGCGGCGGACCACGCGCAGUUCACUGGGUUCGCGGAGGAGAGCAUCCUCAGGAUGCUGGCCUUCGUCGACGCCGUCACUCUUUCUGCUCUCAACGUCAACGACGACCACCGCCACCGGACGCCGGAGCUACUCCCGGGGAUGCUGCAGCUGUACGCCUGCGUCUCCGAGGCAUGCGAUCUCCUCGUCUCAGCUGGCAUGGGCAAGGACGAGAUCACGAAGAUGCAGGCCUUGGACGCCAUGAACAAUGGCAUCCUGAUGCAAAGCAGGAGGAAGCUGAGCGAUGCUAUCUGGGUCAUGAUGGAGAAGGUCCGGGCUCUCUUCUUGAUGGACGCCUGCUGGCAGGUCUCGCAGGAGGCAGCCGCAUCCGGGACCCAUGAGACCACGGAGCUGACGAUGAACUACAUCACGCUUCUCUGGCGCAACCAUACCAUGCUCGACUACUUCAGCGUGUUCGUCUCCGACGCCGACAGCUUCAGCUCGGUGGCGAGACUCAUCGCCGAGAUGAUCACCUGCCUCGAGUGCAAGCUCGAGGAAACCUCCCUCUCCAUCCCGGACCUGGGUUUGCGCUUCAUAUUCUUGCUCAACAAUUGGCACCGUGUCUUGCAGCGUGUUGAAUCCUUGCGAGACUUGCCAGCGGCCGUCCGGCAAGAACGAAUCCUUCUCCUCCAUGCCUCGGACAGCAAGAUUAAGAGGACACCCCAAAAUCGUGUAAUUGGCUGUGGGACACCACAAAAUCUUGGCUUUGCCCACGGACACUACGAAAGUUGUGAAAUUGGCUGUGAGACACCGGAGGCAAUAUUUUAUAAUUUCCGAGGCAAAAGAGGUCAGAAAAUUUUCUAAAUGACCAAUCUACCCCUGCGCGCCGCUACCUCUAAGCCUGACUGGGUCUGGUCGAACCAGACCCAGCCGGCGCUGUUUCCAUCCUCCCUCCCUCCACAGCCCGAUUCCCGAUUCCCCAUUCCCAAACCUAACCCUAGGCGACGGCGGCGGCGGAGGCGGCGGCGGCAGCGACGGCGGCGGCGGUGGCGGGGCCGGCGGCGGAGGCGGCAGUGUUGAGGACGGCGGCGACGGCGGCCUAGUCGGCUUCGGUUGGUGCGGCGAUGGACAGCUCGGCGUCAUCUUCAGUGGUACGGCGCCGUGGUGGUGGCGAGUUGCCCUUGGGCAAAUGUCCAUUGUGCCACUGAUGGGGAUUGUUGGCUCAGAAAUGAAGGGAGUUGAAGGAGUGGGACGAAUUUUAGUGUACCUUGGAGUUGUGCAAGCUUUAUUAUUACUGUUGAUUUUGGUAGUUGUCAUUAGCAAGUAAUAUGGACUGUAAUAGGCAAUUUAGUAUUUGGAAGCAAUGUAAUGUUGAACUUAUGAAUGCCCUGUGGAAUUAAUGAAUGUAGUAUGGUUUUCAGAUGAAA
Oryza sativa Japonica Group (Japanese rice) is the source of this 2302-nucleotide messenger RNA. Lineage: Eukaryota; Viridiplantae; Streptophyta; Magnoliopsida; Poales; Poaceae. The record is from RefSeq and is a predicted model, not a curated record.